Messenger RNA from Carica papaya (papaya), 790 nucleotides. The record is from RefSeq and is a predicted model, not a curated record. NCBI's taxonomy places the organism in Eukaryota, Viridiplantae, Streptophyta, Magnoliopsida, Brassicales, Caricaceae.
UGUCAUUUCUAUCACUCUUGCUCUUCUUCCGCCUGCCAUGUCAUCUUUCCUCCCGGAACUUACUUGACGGCCACAGUCUACCUGAGAUCCGGCGUCGUCCUGCACGUGGAGGAAGGUGCCACUGUACUCGGCGGCACGAAGCUCGAAGACUACCCGAAGGAGUCGUCUAGGUGGUACGUGGUGGUAGCGGAGAAUGCGAGCAACGUCGGGAUUACUGGGGGAGGAGUCAUCGACGGUCAGGGGCUGAAGUUCGUGACGAGGUUCGACGAGCGGAAGAACGUUAUGGUGAGCUGGAAUCAGACCGGGAGUUGCUUGGGGGAUGAGUGCAGACCACGCCUCGUUGGGUUCAUCGGGUGCAAAAACGUCACCGUUUGGAAUAUUCAGUUCAUCGAGCCGGCCUACUGGUGGUUAGUUCACUACUUUUUUUCUUUACUGCCCUUUUACUCUCUCCAAUUGCAGUAAUGCCCUCGUCGCUUUUAAUGACGACCUAUAAAAAAACUAGUGCCUUUACGUAAGACCAACCACAUAAUGAAACUAUACUUUUAACCUAAAACCAUUGUAUUAAAUCCUUUAUCAAGUACCAAAGACUAGUUUGAAUUAGCUUUAUAUACUACUUAUAUAAACUAAGAAGCAAUGUUUGUAUUUGUUUUGAGGAAGACUGUUUCAGCUACAUCAUAUAAUACAUGUUGUACAGGUAUACUUGAUAAGUUGGAAUCUUGGUCGAGUAUAAAAUGUCUUUUCUGAUUGAACACGAAAAGAAAUAUUUAAUCUAAUAAUGGGAUUAUGUUCU